Hippocampus zosterae (dwarf seahorse) is the source of this 1536-nucleotide messenger RNA. RefSeq names its product NADH:ubiquinone oxidoreductase core subunit S2 (gene ndufs2). Bases 53 to 1462 code for a protein of 469 amino acids. Gene Ontology annotation, biological process: mitochondrial electron transport, NADH to ubiquinone. The transcript has 14 exons. NCBI's taxonomy places the organism in Eukaryota, Metazoa, Chordata, Actinopteri, Syngnathiformes, Syngnathidae. The record is from RefSeq and is a predicted model, not a curated record. Gene Ontology annotation, molecular function: NAD binding; NADH dehydrogenase (ubiquinone) activity; quinone binding.
GAGAAGAAGUCGUCCUGUGACGUCACUCACUCGAGUUGGCCUGACAACCAAGAUGGCGGCCGCAAUGUUGAGGUCGCUUACCAAACUGGGACGUCCUUCAACAAAAUUAAUUUUAAAUCCAAUAAAUAGUCAUGUCGGAAGCCCCUGCUGCGCUGUUCUUCAAAGCAGGAAGAAGCAGUGGCAGCCAGAUGUAGAGUGGACUGAGCAAUUUGCCGGUGCAGUGAUGUACCCCACUGCUCUUAAUGAGAAAUGGACCCCACCCCCAUGGAAUGACAAAGAUCCUCCGGCUGAGAAGGACGUGUCCAACCUGACCAUCAACUUUGGGCCACAGCAUCCCGCGGCUCAUGGAGUGCUGCGUCUGGUGCUGGAGCUUAGCGGCGAGUCCGUUAAAAAGUGUGACCCCCAUAUUGGCUUGCUUCACCGUGGCACGGAAAAACUAAUCGAGUACAAGACAUACCUGCAGGCUCUACCCUACUUUGACCGCUUGGACUAUGUUUCCAUGAUGUGCAACGAGGAGGCAUACUCGCUGGCUGUAGAAAGGCUCCUCAACAUCAGGGCUCCGCCCCGUGCCGAAUGGAUCAGAGUCCUGUAUGGAGAGAUGACCCGCAUCCUGAACCACAUCAUGGCUGUCACCACUCAUGCACUUGACAUCGGUGCCAUGACCCCGUUCUUCUGGAUGUUCGAGGAACGAGAGAAGAUGUUUGAGUUUUACGAGCGAGUGUCCGGAGCCAGAAUGCACGCCGCCUACAUCCGACCCGGCGGUGUCCAUCAGGAUCUUCCCUUGGGCCUAAUGGACGACAUCUACGAGUGGUGCAAGAACUUUUCCAUUCGCAUCGACGAGGUGGAAGAGAUGUUGACCAAUAAUCGCAUCUGGAAGAAUCGCACUGUGGACAUCGGUGUAGUGACAGCAGAGGAAGCCCUCAACUAUGGCUUUAGUGGUGUGAUGCUGAGAGGUUCAGGCAUCAAGUGGGACUUGCGCAAGUCCCAGCCGUACGACAAGUACGACGAGGUGGACUUCGACGUCCCGAUCGGAAGCAAGGGCGACUGCUACGACCGGUAUCUGUGUCGGGUGGAGGAGAUGAGGCAGUCGUUGCGGAUCAUGCACCAGGCCCUUAACAAGAUGCCCGAAGGCGAGAUCAAGGUGGACGACGCCAAGGUGGCUCCGCCCAAGAGGUCUGAGAUGAAGAUGUCCAUGGAGUCUUUGAUCCACCACUUUAAGCUGUACACCGAGGGUUAUCAGGUGCCCCCUGGGGCCACAUACACCGCAGUGGAGGCCCCCAAGGGAGAGUUUGGUGUUUACUUGGUGUCGGACGGUUCCAGCAGGCCCUACCGCUGCAAGAUCAAAGCGCCCGGAUUCGCCCACCUGGCCGGUCUGGACAAAAUGGCCAAAGGACACAUGCUCGCAGACGUCGUGGCCAUUAUUGGCACACAGGACAUCGUGUUUGGGGAGGUGGACCGCUGAGCAAGACCCCCGCCUGGCUGAUAUUCUGUGAUAUAUAUAAUGCCGAAUAAAUAUUUUAUGCUCAGAAUCCAAAA